Molecule: messenger RNA, 1497 nt
Organism: Chrysochloris asiatica (Cape golden mole)
Lineage: Eukaryota; Metazoa; Chordata; Mammalia; Afrosoricida; Chrysochloridae
Gene: LIPC
Product: lipase, hepatic
Exons: 9
Coding region: 1-1497 (498 amino acids)
Biological process (GO): lipid metabolic process
Molecular function (GO): triacylglycerol lipase activity; apolipoprotein binding
Source: RefSeq, a predicted model, not a curated record
AUGGGGCCUGAGGCAGGGGGCAAAACAGACCCCUUAGCACUUGGAGACCCAUUAGAAGAGCCAUUUCAAAGAAGUUCUCGAGAUGUUGCAACAAAGAAAACACCACAGGAGAUGAAGACCAGGUUUCUGCUCUUUGAAGAAGCAGCUGAUAAAGGCUGUCAGAUUCAGCUCAAUCACCCCAACACAUUGCAGAAAUGUGGUUUCAAUACCUCUCUGCCGCUGGUGAUGAUCAUCCACGGGUGGUCGGUGGACGGUGUGCUGGAAAACUGGACCUGGCAGAUGGUGGCUGCACUCAAGUCUGAGUCAUCGCGGCCAGUGAAUGUGGGACUGGCUGAUUGGAUCGCCCUGGCCCACCACCACUACUCCAUUGCCGUCCGAAACACCCGCCGCGUGGGUCAGGAGGUGGCUACUCUUCUCAGAUGGCUGGAGGAAUCUGUGCAAUUUUCUCGAAGCAAUGUUCAUCUAAUUGGGUACAGCCUGGGUGCACACGUCUCAGGAUUUGCUGGCAGUUACAUUGGCGGAGCGCACAAGAUUGGGAGAAUUACAGGGCUGGAUGCCGCUGGCCCUUUGUUUGAGGGAACUUCCCCUAAUGACCGUCUUUCGCCAGAUGACGCCAAUUUUGUGGAUGCCAUUCACACUUUUACUCGGCAACACAUGGGCCUGAGUGUGGGCAUCAAACAGCCCGUGGCCCACUACGACUUCUACCCCAACGGGGGUUCCUUCCAACCUGGUUGUCACUUCCUAGAGCUGUACAAGCAUCUGGCCAAGCACGGCUUACAUGCCAUCACGCAGACCAUAAAAUGUGCCCACGAGCGAUCCGUGCACCUCUUCAUGGACUCCCUGCUGCACAGCCACAUGCAGAGCACAGCCUACUUGUGUAACAACAUGGACAGCUUCAGCCAGGGCCUGUGUCUGAGCUGCAAGAAGGGCCGCUGCAACACGCUGGGUUACCACACCCGCCAGGACAGGCAGGGCCAGAGCAGGAGGCUCUUCCUUGUGACUCGAGCCCAGUCCCCAUUUAAAGUUUAUCAUUACCAGUUCAAGGUCCAGUUCAUCAACCAAAUCGAGAAGCCAGUAGAACCUACUUUUACCAUGUCAUUACUCGGAACCAAAGAAGAAAUGCAAAAAAUUCCCAUCACGCUGGGUGAAGGAAUUACUAGCAAUAAAACCUACUCCUUUCUAAUCACAUUGGAUUUUGAUAUCGGUGAGCUGACCAUGAUCAAGUUUAAGUGGGAAAACAGUGCCGUAUGGGCCAACAUCUGGAACACAGUCCAAACUCUCAUCCCGUGGGGCUCGGGGCCCAGCUACCCAGGUCUCCUUCUGAAGACCAUCAAAGCCAAAGCAGGAGAAACCCAGCAAAGAAUGACAUUUUGCUCAGAAAACAUGGAGGAUCUACAACUUCACCCAACACAGGAGAAACUCUUUGUGAGAUGUGAAGUAAACUCUAAAAAAAUUAAAGAAAAAGUUCAAGUGAACUUUCGUGAAGAUCCGGUAUGA